Messenger RNA from Pomacea canaliculata, 2810 nucleotides. RefSeq names its product eukaryotic translation initiation factor 3 subunit D-like. Gene Ontology annotation, cellular component: cytoplasm; eukaryotic translation initiation factor 3 complex. Lineage: Eukaryota; Metazoa; Mollusca; Gastropoda; Architaenioglossa; Ampullariidae. The record is from RefSeq and is a predicted model, not a curated record. Gene Ontology annotation, molecular function: translation initiation factor activity. Gene Ontology annotation, biological process: translational initiation.
CAUUCACUGCGUGGCGCUGAACUCUGCCAUAUUGGAAGCGCACGUUUUCAUGAUGGCAAGAUUCGCUCCACCCCAAAUUCAAGACAAUCCCCAAGGAUGGGGACCUUGUGAAAUGCCAGAGAUGUAUAAGGACCUUCCAUACCAACCAUUUGCCAAAGACGUGCGGCUUGGCAAGGUUUCAGACUGGACUGGUGCCACUUAUCAAGAUAAGCGAUACCUUGGAAAAUACAAUUCUGCGUUUGCUGGACAACAGUAUUAUGCCUACUACCAUGAAGAAGAUGAAAGCUCUUUCCAGCUUGUGGACACAGCCAGAGUUCAAAGGCCUAUCUAUCAGCGUGGAAGACGUCUUUUCCAACAAAGUAAGCAAAGGAGAGAGCGUGAACGCCGACAACAACAGGCACAAGCCAAUAUGCAGGUCCUCACUAAGACACAGAAAAACAGAGAGCGUGAUCGCCAGCGGAUGUUGAAGAAGUGGCAGAAGCAGUUUGGAAAACAGAUGCAAGAAAACCGAAAUAAGGCGCCUAUGAAGCAUCGUGAUGCAUCGGUUCAGAUCAAAGAUGAUUGGCCUGUGGUUGAAGAGAUGGACUUCCCCCGCCUUACCAAACUUAAUCUUCCUGACAUCAAGGAAGGAGAGGACUUAAUGAGAUGUGGCGCUAUGGAGACAUAUGACAAGUCAUAUGAUCGAAUCACCACAAAGAACGAGAAACGUUUGAAACGCAUCAAUCGUAUCUUUCACAAAGUAACCACCACUGAUGAUCCAAUCAUUAGAGAGCUUGCAAAAAGCCAGGGCAAUGUUUUUGCCACAGAUGCCAUACUAGCAACAAUUAUGUGCUGCACACGUUCCAGUUAUUCUUGGGACAUUGUUGUCCACCGUGUGGGCAGCAAACUCUUCUUUGACAAACGUGAUGACUCAGACUUUGACCUUUUGACUGUGAGUGAGACAGCCUCUGAGCCACCCCAAGAUGAAGGAGCUAGCAUCAACUCACCCCGUAACUUGGCACUUGAAGCUACGUUUAUCAACCACAAUUUCUCCCAACAAGUGCUGCGUGUGGGAGAUGAUAAGUACCAGUUUGAGAAUAAGAAUCCAUUUGUUCAGCCGGAAGAAGAAAGUGAAGUGGCUUCAGUUGGAUACAGGUACCGCAAGUGGGAUCUUGGCAAUGACAUUGUGUUGAUCUCCCGUUGUGAACAUGAUGCAGUAAUGUAUGGCCCAAACAAUGAAGUGCAGUUCAUCAGUGUUAAAUCUCUCAAUGAGUGGGACUCACGGUUCUGUGGAGGUGUGGACUGGCGCAGUCGAUUAGACAGUCAGCGAGGAGCAGUGCUUGCCACUGAGCUUAAGAAUAACAGCUGCAAGCUUGCUAAAUGGACCGUUGCUGCCAUACUGGCUGGAUCUGACCAGAUCAAGUUUGGGUAUGUUUCUCGAGUACACGUAAAGGACACCUCUAAGCACGUUAUUCUUGGCACACAGCAGUUCAAACCCACUGAAUUUGCUGCUCAGAUCAACCUUAACAUGGAUAAUGCCUGGGGCAUUCUGCGCUGCAUAGUUGACACCUGUAUGAAACUCAAGGAAGGAAAAUACCUCAUUAUGAAAGACCCCAACAAGCCUGUCAUUCGUAUUUAUGACAUCCCUGAUCACACCUUUGAGUCAGAUGAUGAGGAUGAGUCUUCUAGUGAUGAUAGUGAAGAGGAGAGUGAAUCUGAAGAUGAAGCUGACAAGUAAAUUGUCAUUUCCUGCCUGAAGUGUGUGAAGGUUUGAAUUGCAAUCACUGUGUGGUGGAUCCACAAGAAAGUGUUCUCAUUUUGUGGAUAAUGUUCCUUGGAUGGUCUGCCUCUGAAAUAAACAAUAUUAACAAUCCCAAGAGGAUGUGUGCAAAAUUUGAUAUGUGCUUCUUGUGCUAAGUUUCAGUACAGUGGUCUCCUGUAUUCAAACAAUCCUAAUGGGGUAUCAUGUAGCUUUUAAUUAGUUUUGGCAAGGUCUGGUGUUGGCUUGGAUUAGAUUUUACUUUCUUUUUUUAAAAAAUCAGGCUUUCAGUGAUAAGUCACCAGAAAUCAUGUUUUGUAGGCUGUCAUGAAUAAAAUUAGAUUAUGAGAACUGUUUAUGAGUGAUUUGUUUUGCUUUCACUAGCUGCAGACUUGCUUUGGCAAGCACUUCCAUUAGUUAAGACUUGUAAUCCUUCAACCAUGAAAAAAGUGUGUGGGGGGGAUUUCUAACAAGUGUUUUGCUUGACCCAGGUAAGAAUAAACGCCAAUGAUCAGAAGGCUAAGGGAGUUGAUAGCUGGUGGUUGGGGCAUGGGUGGGACCUCUAGCUCUCUCAAGGCUACAAUUUGAGAUGGCCAGUGUCUCGCAGCAAAGCAAGUCUAUGUGAGAAAUGGCAUGAGGCAGAGUGUGUUAAUCAAAAAUAAGUGUAAUAAGAGAUCACAAUUUCAUACACAGAAGAACAGCAGACAAUCCUACAAUGUAAAGGCUUGAAAAGUGAUAUCAGUCAGAGGUAAAUAGAAGCAAAAUGGCUUGGUUAGUCAAAAAAAAGUGGAAUUGGACAUGAUUCAAAAAAUUAAUGUUGAACUUUAGACAAAAUUUGAGGUCUCUAGUGGAUGCCUUAAGUACCACCUAAGGCCCAAAAAUAUAGUUUAGACUUUAGAGGAAAGAAGUCAUUUCAAUAACAAGAAAAUUUCUGUACAUCCUCAAUUUCGCAAUGGAAGUACUUUUGUAUAAUCUUGUAUUCAAUAUCAUGUUCACUUACAUUGGUUAUUGCCAGGGUCUCAGAGUGCAUUCAGAAAUUCGUACUCGUUGAUUAAACUCAUUUUGCAACUGA